AUGACAUUCGCCAGCGAGAUCCACACCUUCUACGACGGGCGCCCGCAGCCCUCGUCGUCGGGCAAGACGACCUUCCAGUCGAUCGACCCGAGCACAGCCAAGCCCCUGGCAACAGUGUACACCACGACGCCUGCGCAGCUCGACGCGGCCGUCGCGUCGGCGCAGAAGGCGUUCCCAGAGUGGUCCCGCACGGCGCCGGCUGCGCGCGCCCGCGUGCUCCUCAAGGCGGCGGCGCUGCUCCGCGAGCGCAACGACGCGCUCGCCAAGACCGAGUCCCUCGACACCGGCAAGUCAUGGAGCGAGACCUCGACCGUCGACAUCGCGACCGGCGCCGACGUGCUAGAGUACUACGCGUACCAUGUCGCCGCUGGCGGGCUGGACGGCAAGUCGACCGUCCUGCGCGCGGGGCCCGGCGGCGCAGAGAUAACGACGACGCACGAGCCGCUCGGCGUCUGCGGCGGCAUCGGCGCGUGGAACUACCCUAUCCAGAUUGCGCUGUGGAAGUCGGCGGCGUGCCUCGCCGCCGGCAACUGCAUGGUGUACAAGCCGUCCGAGGUGACCCCCUUGCACGGGAACACGCUGGCGGCGAUCUACGUCGAGGCCGGGCUUCCUGCGGGCGUCUUCAACGUCAUCUACGGCGACGGGCCUGCGGCCGGCGUGCCCCUCGUCGCGCACCCAGGCAUCGCAAAGGUCAGCUUUACGGGCCAGGUGUCGACCGGCUCCAAGGUCGCCUCGGCCGCCUCGGGCGCAAUGAAGAGCGUGACCAUGGAGCUGGGCGGCAAGUCGCCGCUCGUCAUCCUCCCCGACGCGGACGUGGACGAGGCGGCCGACGUCGCGAUGCUCGCAAACUUUUAUUCCAGCGGACAGGUGUGCACGAACGGCACGCGCGUGUUCGUGCCCGACACGCUGCUGCCCGCUGUUGAGGCCGCCAUCGUGCAGCGGUGCCGCGAGGGCAUCCGCAUGGGCCUGCCGCUGGACGAGACGACAAAUUUCGGGCCCGUCGUCAGCAAGGUGCACCAGCAAAAGGUCGCCAGCUACAUCCAGCACGGGAAGGAGGUCGACCGCGCGCGCGUGCUGUACGACGGUGGGGCGGACGCGCAGGCCAAGUGGCCGACAAGCGACGGGUUCUGGGUCCCGCCUGUUGUGUUUAGCGACUGCACCGACAGCAUGAAGGUCGCCACCGAGGAGAUCUUCGGGCCGGUCAUGUGCAUCCUGCCCUACUCGACCAAGGGGGACAAGGACGCGUGGCUCGCCGAGCUGGUACGCCGCGCAAACGACACGCAGAUGGGCCUCGCGGGCGGCGUGGUGGCUACCGACCUCGACCUCGCGGCGCAGGUUGUCCGCCAGCUCGAGGCCGGCAUCACGUGGAUCAACACCUGGGGCGAGAGCCCAGCCGAGAUGCCCGUCGGCGGGUGGAAGAUGAGCGGCAUCGGAGUCGAGAAUGGCCACGAGGGCAUCCGCGCCUACACGCGCACCAAGAGCACACUGGUGCAGUACGGCAAGGGGGCGUGUGCCGGCGUCUUCUCAAAAUUGUAG
Molecule: messenger RNA, 1536 nt
Organism: Vanrija pseudolonga
Lineage: Eukaryota; Fungi; Basidiomycota; Tremellomycetes; Trichosporonales; Trichosporonaceae
Gene: betB
Product: NAD/NADP-dependent betaine aldehyde dehydrogenase
Exons: 1
Coding region: 1-1536 (511 amino acids)
Molecular function (GO): aldehyde dehydrogenase (NAD+) activity
Source: RefSeq, a predicted model, not a curated record